AUGUCUUCUUCAGCACGGCGCCGCGAGACAAUUGCAGAAUGUCUCUCCGAUCUUCAAUCAGACUCCGUUGACUCCCAGCUGAAAUCCCUCCAAACCUUAGCUUCAAUCACCAAGGUUAGUCCCCAGAACAGGAACUUAAUCGCACAAACAGACGGUGCCAUUUCCACCCUUCUCACCCUCUCGAAAUCCCCAGCUCCCUUGAUCCAACCUCUCUCAUUAUCCAUCCUCUUCAACCUCUCCCUGAAUCCCGAUUUAAAGCCGCUUAUGACAGAGAUGGAAACGAUUCACCACCUCAAUUCCUUAAUCCUCCACACAACUACCUCUCCAGAAUCCACCAGGCUAGCUUGCUCCCUCAUCUGCAGCUUGGCGAUCCUGGACAAGAACAAAGCCAAGUUCGGAGUAGCAGGCACAAUCCAGGUACUGGUCAAGUCCAUUUCAGGCCCUCGAACUCCAACAACCCACCAUCUCCUCAGUUGCUUGGCCGAGCUCGUCCAGUUUCACGGCAACUGCACGUUGGCCGUGCGCUCUGGUGCUGUGAAUCUCCUGGUGGGAAUCGUUGAGAGCAGUGCUGACUACGGUGAAGAUCUUGCAGGGACGUCGCUGGGCAUCCUGAGCCUGCUUGCUAGGUUCGAAGAAGGGCUGACUGCGUUGAUUGGGAGUGAUGAAGUGGUGAGAUUUCUCGUGGAUGUGUUGCAAGGAAGGUGCAUGUUGAGCAAGGAAGGUGCGGUGGAGAUCCUCGUGCGGGUUUUCGACGAGGAUGAGGAGCAUCUUAGGGAUGCUUCUGAGCUGCCGGAGAUGGUGAGCCUGCUGGCUGAUUUGUCGGUGAGGGGAUCGUCCAAGGCCAGGGAGAAAGCUGGUCUGUUGAUGAAGAAGAUGAUGGAGGCUAACUUUGCCCCACUCUUGUGA
Molecule: messenger RNA, 906 nt
Organism: Linum tenue
Lineage: Eukaryota; Viridiplantae; Streptophyta; Magnoliopsida; Malpighiales; Linaceae
Source: the annotation of a GenBank genome assembly